AGCCGAACCUGGCUCUCACACUCUCUCUUUCUCUCUCUGUUUGUGCUCUUUCUGACUUUCCUCCUAUUUAUUCACCGCUUCCGGUUGUAACCGUCGCUUGAAUUUAAACCUUGAAGCCGAGAGCGCGUGCACCGGACAUCAUCAUCAUGAUGAUGGUGUUGAGGCUGGAAUAACAGCAAUGCGGUGACCUCAGAGCAGCUGGGAAAUAAUCAACACCGCUGUGGAUUGCUGACCCCCUUCUCCGAAGUCCAAAAUGAAUGGCUACGCUGCUCCGACAUUCCCCUCUGGAAACUUCAUCACCUCCCAGCUGAAUGGCUACUUCUCUCAGUCACCAGAGCUCCCAGCGCUCGACACCAACAAAUCCAGCGCAAAGGCUCUCUACGGGACAGAUGGGCUUUACUUCCUGCACUCUUCAGCCAAACACAAAAAGAAAGAGCAAAGAAAGAGCUACAGUAAGAACAGCAUGAUCACCGGCAUGACCGACACGUCGCAGUACCUCGUCGAGCACCUGACCACGUUCAUCAUGGACCGUAAGGACGCCAUGCUGACCAUCGACGACGGCAUCCGUAAGCUGCGCUUGCUGGACGCUAAAGGGAAGGUGUGGACGCAGGAGAUGCUGCUGCAGGUGGAUGACAAGGCAGUGAGCCUCAUCGAUGCCGACAGCAAGAACGAGCUGGAGCACUUCCCUCUGGGCACGGUGCAGCAUUGCCAGGCCAUCAUGAACUCCUGCAACUACGACUCCAUCCUGGCGCUGGUGUGUAAGGAGUCUGGACAGGGCAAACCAGACCUGCACCUCUUCCAGUGUGAUGACAUCAAGGCAAAUUUGAUCCAAGCCGAUGUUGAAAGUGCCAUCAAUGAUCACAAGGGUGGGAAGGUUAAAAAGCGGCCGGAGGUUCUCAAAAUGAUCCGUAAGAGCGAUGGGACUAUUCCACCUCCUCCCGGUGGCCCCGCCCCUGUUCCUCCAGUAGCCGCCAGUCAAGUGGGUAUGAACAGAGUGGCUGCUUGGUCAAACUCCAGUGAUCAUCAAGACUACGAUACCCAAAGGCCAUACGGGGAACAGGAUGAAUCUCCAGAGAUGACUGCAGUGCGAAUAGACAGAGACGUGCAAAUCCUGAACCACAUUCUGGAUGACAUCGAGCACUUUGUCACCAAGCUUCAGAAAGCCGCAGAGGCUUUUAACGAGCUUUCCAAGAGGAAGAAAUCAAAAAAGAGCAAAAAGAAAGGACCAGGAGAGGGAGUGCUGACGCUCAGAUCGAAGCCGCCGGGACAGGAUGAAUUCGUCGACUGCUUUCAGAAAUUUAAACAUGCCUUCAACUUGCUGGCAAAGUUGAAAACCCACAUUCAGAACCCCAGCGCAGUGGAUCUGGUCCAUUUCCUGUUUAAUCCACUCAAAAUGGUGGUUCAUACAUCAGGAGGAGUCGACCUGGCUAAGAGUGUAGUGGUUCCACUCCUCACCAGAGACGCCAUAGAGUUCCUGCACUCUGCAGGCACUGCUGAAGAGCGCCAUCUGUGGGUCAUGCUGGGAGAUGGCUGGACUAAAUGCAGGCUGGAGUGGCCUAAGGAUCAUUACUUCCCUCCUCACACCCUGCGGUUCCGGGAUGGCUGGGAGCCUCCGCUGCUAGUGAGCCGAGAGCAAGGCCUGACUCAGCUGGCUGAGAGCCUGGCUCACGCUGACCUCCACAGACCGGAGCAGCAGGCCAACAUGCAGGAGUUCCCCUCAGCAGAAGGGUAUGGCUUUCCCACCACCGCCUACGAACACAUGCACCUCCUGGAUACACACAUGGCAGUGGCUGCCUUUAAGCAGGCGUUCAGCCACCACGUAGAUAGAAACUCUGAAGCCCGUGCUAGAGGCCAACCGAGAAGUUUUGCCAAAUCAAAAUACGACUUUGUGGCCAGGAAUGGCACAGAGCUGUCUGUGCUGAAGGACGAGAUGGUGGAGGUUCUGGAUGACAGGAAACAGUGGUGGAAGGUUCGAAACGGAACUGGACUUGUGGGAUACGUGCCAAACAACAUCCUCGAGAUCACCAAGGCUGUGGAUAUGAAUGGACGCGGCGAGCCAAUUUACAGCCAUACCAUUCAGAAGCAGAGAGCGGACUACGUGCCCAAACCCGGAAUCACAUCCAUCCCUCCGGCUCCGACUCCUCCUCCUCCAGCUCCUGCUCCUCCCAUCUACUCCCUGCCCCACAGCGCACCUGCUCCUCUAGAGCAUCAUGGGAACUCGCCGUCCAACAUCAGCCGCCAGAGCAGCAGCAACUCCAGUGACAACGGCAGCAUCACGAUGAGGGAGCAGAAAGAACACAGCGUGACGCCUGCUAAUCGCCGCAAGUCCAACAUGGAGGAGGUUCAGGACGAGCUGGUGCACAGACUCACCCUCGGUCGCAGCGCUCAGAAAAAGUUCCAGGCUCCGCCACGCAGCACCUCUCAGCCCACUGCUAACAUCACCUACGACUCCACGCCCGAGGAGGUCAAAGCCUGGCUGGAGGUUAAAGGCUUCAGCGCUGUGACCGUAAACAGUCUGGGUGUGUUGACCGGAGCUCAGCUCUUCUCCCUCAACAAAGACGAGCUGAAGACCGUGUGUCCUGAUGAUGGAGCUCGGGUCUACAGCCAGGUGACCGUACAGAAGGCUGCCCUCGAGAGGAGCUCGGGCUCUGAGCUUCAGGAGAUCAUGAGGAGGCGACAGGAGAAACUAGCAGCGACAACAGCCAGCGACUCAGGAGUCGAGUCCUUUGAUGAGGGGAGCAGCCACUGACCCCCUCGUCCUUCUCUUCUCUUGCACUUUUUCAUCCUUUUCACAUUGUCGUUUUUCAGGACGCGGUGGAGUUUGCAGCCAUCAUGCGCCGUCGUCAGGAGCUCCUGGACCCGCCCGACCACGGAACCAGCUCGGACAUAGAUUAAGCAGCAGCAGCAGCAGCACGGACCAAAACGCCGUGUUUGCCCGAAGAAAGAUGUAGGAUUUGUAAUAUACUUGCUACGUAGACCAAAAUAAAGUAACCCAAUGAAGCUGAUUGUAGGUUUAAUAUAAAUAAUAUAUAACAAGGCUGAAGAGCAUGUAGUUGUCUGUAGAGCCGUCAAGUUAAGCGUUAAAUCGACAUCAUCUUCAGUCCUUACUGUUAUAAAUAUUUAAAACUCAGAUUAUUAUUUAAAACGAUAAGAAUUUAAAAAUGAUUGUGUACUACUGCUGUAAGUGUAAGUACCUGGAAGGAAAGAAGACGCUGAAUGACAGGAGGUGUUGUAACGUGUGAGGCUGAUGACACGAUUGACUGAAAGUGAGCAGGACAUGGACAUGUUGUGAAGCAGGACGUGCUCAGGACGGCGAGGAGGGAUUUCUGCUGGACUUUCGAGACAGACAUGGACUUUUUUUUUUUUAAUUUUAAUUAAACGAUCGGAUUUAGACCGCCAUUGAACAUGUGUACCUACAUGUUUGUACAGUGGGCUGUUGGCUUCUUGGACAGUAAAGCGUCUGGAACUUUUCCUCUACUAACCACACGCACACGGUGUACUCGAUACAGAAAUAGACGCAGUGUGACGGGGAUCAGUGUACAUUUUUGUUUGCUGGAAAAAGAAGAUAUUUAUGUGUUUGAUAAUUUUCUAUUUAAGCCUAAUGCCAAAUGAGUAACUUUAUAUACGACUCACCGUCCAUGAAAAGCCGUGGCCACAUUCGAACAUGCGUUCCUGUCCUUCUGCCGUGUCCCAUCUAAUACCGUAGAUAUGUUUUCAGGGAUAAUUUUUUGUACUAGAAUUGACAAAGUUGGCUGUUUUUAAGGUUGCGUUCCAAACACCUGCAUGCAUAAUCAUUUCUGUUUUGGAUACAGUGGACAGGAUGAUUUUAUAGUCUGCUUUUUUUUUUUGGGGGGGGGGGCAUAUGGUCAUCAGAGUUUGAUUUUAAUGUCUGUUCCAUGAAUUUCCGUGAUUUUGAUCUGAUGUAAUCUGAAUAUCUUUCAACACUGACGGUCAGAAGGACUCGAGUAAGGUUGUUUUUGUUCAUGGCACCACGUUUCUCUCUUUGAUUUCUUAGUGACUUAAGUGCCAUGUUGACAUACGAAGAUCUUAAACAGCAGUAAACGAAUAGUACAAGACUCUCUCUCAUAAGCUGUCCCGUAAGCCAUUGACUCGGUAGGUGACGCGUCCACACGUCCUCAUCUCCUGCUUUUCGGCUUGAUGACGACGAUGAAGGCUGGCCAUUUUCUAUGAUCUAAGUAGCACUUAAAUGGAAGGACCUUCAGAAUUUAAUAAAGCUAUAUGAAAUCUA
Molecule: messenger RNA, 4249 nt
Organism: Neoarius graeffei (lesser salmon catfish)
Lineage: Eukaryota; Metazoa; Chordata; Actinopteri; Siluriformes; Ariidae
Gene: eps8a
Product: epidermal growth factor receptor pathway substrate 8a
Exons: 22
Coding region: 254-2749 (831 amino acids)
Biological process (GO): Rho protein signal transduction; regulation of Rho protein signal transduction; positive regulation of ruffle assembly
Cellular component (GO): vesicle; ruffle membrane; plasma membrane
Molecular function (GO): actin binding
Source: RefSeq, a predicted model, not a curated record